AUUUAAAUCGCUAAACCGAACGGACAACCUAUGUGCGACGUUGACAAUAAUGCGCCAUUGGUUCAUGGAUGUGUGCUACAACCGUCAUUGCCUCGAUUUUAAGGGCUUUUGUUUUAAAAUAUACUUUUGAUCAGUGAACUGCGCAGACCAAGGACAUGUCUCUGCUAUAUGACAAGGUGAUUCACAUUGUGUCAAAGUGCCCGGAUGAACGAUCGGACGCUGAAAUCGAACAGAUUUUGCCAUGGUUUCGCAAAAAGUCGGAGCUGUUCAAGUCGCAAAAAUCGGAAAUCGUAAAGGACAUUUUGAAAAACUGUCGAUUCAUGACUUGUAAUCGAGACUAUGUCCUCAUCAAGCAAGGCGACAUGGGUGACUGUUUCUACAGCAUUCUUAACGGAUCUGUAGCCAUCCACAUACAAACGAACAUGCCAGAAGAGGGCAUCCCCUAUGACCUUGGUGCUCAAGAUGCCGACGCCGACAGUACGGAGAGUGUCAUCGACACCAGCGGACAAAACGGGAAAGAAUUGGAUCGAUCCAUUUUCGGGAACUUUGUCGGCACAAUACCCGCCGGAAGGAGCUUCGGGGAGCUGGCGCUCAUCAACGCCGACUGUGUGCGGAACGCUUCCAUCAUCGCCGACGAGACGACGGAUCUGAUAGUGGUGAAUCGUGAUCUGUAUAACCGAUCACUCAAAGCGUUUCAAGAAAAAGAGUUCAACGAGAAGAAGCGGUUUGUUGAAGAGUUCCCGUUGUUCCGGGGUUGGCAGACGAAGUAUCGGAAGCAGCUCGCCAUGUCGCUUCGCAAGGAGAAGGCUAACUUUGAUGGCAUCAUCAUCAAACAGGGCUGUCCCACAGACGGGAUCUGCUUUCUUUUGAGCGGACAGGCGAAGAUUCUGGUGGACCCACAACAGCACGAGUCUCAGUACUCAGAGCGAUUUCCGCUUCCGGAUAUUGCCGAGUUGGAGAAAGUGGAGGCCAGGGAGUCCAUUCGCAGGGAGAUGAACCUCGCCGUACCGCGCACCGAGGAGAAACGCCAUAUCUACGGGCCGCCGCGGACGCCCAGCUUUGGAGACCGGAAGCGAACGCACCGGACCGUGGAGGUUUGCGUCAUCGGAGCAGUGGAGGUUAUCGGAGACCUGGAAAUCGCAUUCGGGCUCCCGUCCUACGCACAGACGAUACAGUGUACGCAAGCCGUGGAAAUGUUCGUUCUUGACCAGAAAAACUACGAGCGUCUGAUCGAGAAACGCAAUCCACAGUCGCAGGACGCCAUGCGAGACUUCCUGCACGAGAAGUUGAAGGUCCGCAUGACGUGGAUACAGCCGGACGACUUGCCACUUUUGAGGUACUUCUUAUAUAAAUUAGACGAGAAACGGCGGCAAGAAGAAAAUAAGUGGAGAGAAUACAAUCGUAAGCGGGAUAAUCGUGAGACGGUUGAUUUUUGGAAAAGCGGGAAACUCUUUAAUGGGCCGUUAAUUGAUCAAUACGGGCCCGGGAGUGUGUUCUAUACUAUACGCAUGCGUGCUAACUCAAAAAGACCUCCAUUUAAAGCAAAAUUAGGUACUUCCGGUUUUGGAAUAACGAGAGCAUUGCCGUCAAGCCGCCACACAAACGGUACCGGAAAGCUCUCGCGCACGACAAACGCGCGAGGUUCAAAUCUUAGCAUCAGUGCUCAAAAUGGGACCGUAUCUAAUAUUAACGGACACUCCGAUAAGCCCGGCAACACAACGAACAACAAAUUCAACAGUAGCGGAAGUGAGGACGAAACGGCGUCGGAUUCCGACGUAGACGCUACUGACGGCCCGCGGGUGUCGCGCUCAAGUAAAGUCGUUUGCGACAGGAUUAAACAAUCGUCGAGGAACACGAAUUCCAAUAAAUCUGGAUCGGGUUGCUCCGUUGAUGAGUUUAUGAACCGAGAAAUGAACGAUCUGGCGUUGACGCGGCUUGAGACGCGCAUCGAGGAGUGGCACACAAGAGUGAAUAAGCUGGAGGAGGGCCGGAACUCUCGUCUCGACAAGAAACACAUGGUGAAGUUGCACAGGUAUCAGGCAGAGAACAGCAAAAAGCCACUGCCGGGGAAAAAGAUCAUUUUGAAACCUCGCUCCAAACCUAAACCCAACGCGCUGACUAUUCAUUUGGAGGCGAUAGACAACGCUCACAGGAAUGCCACGCCCCCACCUGAUGUACAGGAAGAGCCAAGCACAAGCUCAACACGUGACUGUACUCGCGAAUUAGCACGUGUCAAUACGACACGUGACACGUGGGAGGAGACAGACCCGCCGUUGCGUCACUGCGGUAUAAGGAGACCACAGUCUUGUAAACCAGUGACGUUAACUACUCCCGUACCACUGAAUCGACGGCCGAAAUCUGCCCGGAACUACACCGCGGAAGAAUACGUAUCCCUGAAAGAAGAGCUUCGCCGGAAGCAGAUCGCGUAUAAAUCCCUCCUAACUCGACCAUCGACUUCAUUUAUUUAGAAGACCAAAUUUUUAGAUUUUGAUUUCUAUGUUACUUAUUUUAGCAUAAUAAUGCAUGGCACUACUAAAUCUCGCCAUUUUAACAUGACGGACUAUAUUGAAAGGAUGUAUUAAUGCAAUUAUUAAAACCAAACCAAACUCA
Molecule: messenger RNA, 2610 nt
Organism: Dreissena polymorpha
Lineage: Eukaryota; Metazoa; Mollusca; Bivalvia; Myida; Dreissenidae
Exons: 12
Coding region: 156-2468 (770 amino acids)
Source: RefSeq, a predicted model, not a curated record